AUGUUUGCCUCACUUUCUUGCAACUCCUUUGAAGAACGAGAGAAUCCAACUAAUUAUAUCUCAUUGGUGAGGCUACAAACUUUGCUUUUCAACGGAUCAGUAACUCUGGGGACGAAUCAGCAGGAAAACACGGAUGCCGAUCUCGAAAUGCUCUACCUACCCGACAGCAACCCAGUGAUCCAGGGCAUGAAACCCCAGUACCUCCCAAGCGACUGGGUUGAUCUGACUUGCAUCUCCCGAAGGUCCAAACCGGCGCCUGUUCUCACCUUCAGGAUCAACUCGGAGCUAGCGACGGCGGGAUGGCUCGAACCCCAAGAGAACCGGCAGGACGAGAACGGCCUCUUCACGUCUUCGUUACGCCUGAGGUUCUCCCUUCUGCCACGCCUUCUGGAGGAGGGGGACGUGCGGGUGCUCUGCGUCGCCGAGAUCGAUGGCAUCUAUCGCGAAGCUUCGGAGGAAAUGCUGUUAAUCUCCCCUCGGUACCAGGCUUCAGUCCGCGAGGGAGGAGCCGCUGUCGGUACGCCCCCUCACCCCUGCCACGCCGGGUUGUUGGCGCUGCUCACCCUUCUCGUGUCCUCUGCCACCCAGCCUCUGCUAUGA
This is a messenger RNA of Penaeus indicus, 600 nucleotides long. RefSeq lists its product as uncharacterized. The transcript has 4 exons. NCBI's taxonomy places the organism in Eukaryota, Metazoa, Arthropoda, Malacostraca, Decapoda, Penaeidae. The record is from RefSeq and is a predicted model, not a curated record. The coding region runs from base 1 to 600 and encodes 199 amino acids.